This is a messenger RNA of Ziziphus jujuba (common jujube), 2039 nucleotides long. Its product is annotated as receptor-like protein 53. The coding region runs from base 492 to 1766 and encodes 424 amino acids. Lineage: Eukaryota; Viridiplantae; Streptophyta; Magnoliopsida; Rosales; Rhamnaceae. The transcript has a single exon. Gene Ontology annotation, molecular function: protein binding. The record is from RefSeq and is a predicted model, not a curated record.
UGGUUCUUAUGUCUCUAACUAGAAAUAAUGGAAAAAGACGUAGAAUAAAAACCAAUAAGCAAGUUACUUGGGCCAACACGCUGACCUAUUUAAUCAGAUGUCGCCACGAAGACAAACAAUAGUGCACAAACAGCAAGCUCUCUCUCUCUCUCUCUCUCUCUCUCUCUCUCUCUCUCAAUCAAAAGUUCCAAAACAUAAAACCAAAAAUUUGAAUACAGGCAUUAUAGAGAAGGCUCUGACACGUUCCCGUGAAACCACUCAGCAUAAAGUUCUCUGAGCCAAGAAAGUAAAAGAGCUGCUCAAUAAGCCAUGGGUCUUCUCCUUCUGCCAUUCCAUACUUUAUAUUGUACUAUUUCUCUCUCCCUAACCAUCAAAAUUCUCUAUCAACGGCCCUGAUCAACUGGCUGUUCUUUGCUGUACUACUCACUUCAUCUUUUAUUCUCCUACCCCUCAAUAAGUAAUCUAAGUUGCACAAGUACUCGCUAUAACAAAUGGGUUCGUGCAAUUUCUCCGCAUUUUUUCUGCUUGUGUUAGUCGCAGGUUUAUUAUUACUCAGAGCAGAGUCGAAGACUUACUGGGGGGAUAUAGAGGUUUUGAAGGAGCUUAAAAAAGGAAUAGACUCUAGCUCAGUGAGUCCCGGUUCGUGCGUGAGUUCAUGGGACUUCAAUGUCGACCCGUGCGACAAUCUUUUCGGCGAGCAAUUCACGUGCGGGUUCAGGUGCGAUUUCAUCGACUCGGCCGGAACGAGUCGACUCACCGAACUAACUCUCGACCAAGCGGGUUAUGCCGGGUCGCUCUCUUCCAGUUCCACUACCUGGAAUCUCCCUUACUUGGAAAUCCUCGACGUCUCCAACAACUUCUUCUCCGGUCCGAUUCCCCACUCGUUCUCGAACCUGACUCACCUCCGUCGACUCGGUCUGUCGGGAAACUCAUUCUCCGGCAAAAUACCCACCUCGAUAUCUUCCCUCUACAAUCUCGAGGAACUGUACCUCGACAACAACAACCUCGAGGGCACAAUUCCACCAGGUUUGAACGGCCUCUCGAAAUUGAAUAGGCUCGAAUUCCAAUCCAACAGGCUCGUUGGCGAUUUUCCCGAUUUGUCCUCUCUCAAAAACCUUAACUUCUUGGACGCUAGCAACAAUGCCAUUUCCGGCGAACUUCCCCAAAAUUUCCCGACGUCUCUGGUUCAAAUAUCCUUGAGAAACAACAGCUUAACAGGAAAUAUUCCUUGGAGCAUAAAAAUGUUGGUUAAUUUGCAGGUAAUGGAUCUGAGUCACAACCGACUCAGUGGUCCAGUCCCUUCAAUUCUCUUCAACCACCCAUCUCUGCAACAACUCACUCUCUCAUUCAAUCAAUUAUCCUUCAUACAAUCCCCAAUUUCUAUUACCACCCAAAGCGCGCUCAUAGCCUUAGACCUUAGCAACAACGACCUUCGAGGGCUUUUACCUUCCUUCAUCGCUUUCAUGCCGAAGCUCUCGGCUCUCUCCCUGGAGAAUAACAAGUUCACGGGGAUGAUACCGACCCAGUACGCCAUUAAAGCUGUUGUGCCCGGGUCAGGUGUGUCGCCGUUCGUGAGGCUAUUGCUUGGUGGGAAUUACUUGUUCGGAGUUAUACCAAGUCCUUUAAUGGAGCUAAAACCAGGCUCUGCGAAUGUGAGACUGACGGAUAAUUGCUUGAUUAGGUGUCCUCAGAUUUUCUUCUUCUGUCAAGGCGGUCAGCAAAAAUCAUCCACCGAGUGUAAAAGCUUUAGCCCAGUAAUUCCCUGAACAUUUUAAAAAAGUAUUAUUUUAUAUAUAUAUUUAUAUAUAUAAAUCGUUAUCCUUCGGUUCCUUUUCAUUUUUAUUUGUAUUUAUUUUUUUUUUUUUCAGUUUUCAUAAUUUCCUUUUGAUGUUUCCGAAAUUGUAUUUAGUGGUAGAAAAUCUAUGUGUUAAAUGAUACACUGGGUAAUGGAUUUUGUUGGUGAAACAUGACGUUGACUAUGACGGAGGCCAUCAAACUGGAAUAACUGCUUCUAGUUACAUGGAUAGAUUUCUUUUUAA